UUGCAUAGCUUGAAAGCAGCACCUACGCCAUGUUGAGUAUGGAAAUAGCAGAGAAGACUCAUGAACUGAGGCAGAUGAAAGGAGAAGAUCUUCAAGGAUUAGAUAUUGAACAACUAAAGCAGCUGGAGAACUCACUUCAAGGAGGUUUAAGCCGCGUUCUAGAAAUAAAAGGUGACAGGAUUGUUAAAGAAAUUGAAGCUCUCAGGAGAAAGGGAGCUGAACUGAUGCAGGAGAACUUGAACUUGAAAAAGCGAACAGAGAAUAAUCAUUUACGAGGCAAUACCUGCAAUGAGAGUUCUGAUACUUCCUUAAAGUUGGGGUUGCCCUUUCCUCACUAGAUGUGGAAGCAAAUGAAGAAUACUGAGAAUAAAUGGCCAUUUAUUCUAAACGGAGGAUCUGCCGAUGCCUUAGUAUCUAUAGCCGAAAACAAGUUUGCCUUUGUUUUUGAAUUUAUGUACUAAACUCAGUUAAUUUCUGCCGGUUUUGUUAUUAUUAGUAUCUAAACUGACAAUCGCUAGGUAAUCCAACUUCAGUAUUAUUAGAUUUAAAUAUUAAUGUUUGAAAAUUCAC
Pistacia vera is the source of this 570-nucleotide messenger RNA. RefSeq names its product MADS-box protein SVP-like. Gene Ontology annotation, biological process: regulation of DNA-templated transcription. Gene Ontology annotation, cellular component: nucleus. Bases 30 to 338 code for a protein of 102 amino acids. The record is from RefSeq and is a predicted model, not a curated record. Lineage: Eukaryota; Viridiplantae; Streptophyta; Magnoliopsida; Sapindales; Anacardiaceae. Gene Ontology annotation, molecular function: DNA-binding transcription factor activity. The transcript has 6 exons.